AAAAUAGCUUUGAACACCGUUUUAGUAAUGUAUAAAUAUUUUUUAUCGUAAAAUAAAGAAAAAUAUUAAUUACAAAAAUUUCGUAAAAAUAUAUAAACUAAACGAAAUUAAACUGAUGUCCUUGAAUAUUGAUAAGAGAAAAAGAAAUAGAGAAGAUGACAAUUUUUGCGAUUCGACGCCACUAUCAAAGCGUAUUAACAACUUGCAUAUUAAUAAUUACGACGACCAUACCUAUAUUCCAGAAAUAGCUGUCCUAGAAGAAAAAACUACUGACAACCAUAAAGUAUACUUAAGUCCUACCGCAAGACCAGUUUAUAAUCCAGAAUUGAACGAAAGUCAAAAUCCUUUCUACUAUACGAAAAAUAAAUUAUUGCAUGACUUACAUAUGGAGCGACUCAAAAGAAUUCCCUUUUAGAUGCAAAUAAAAUAUUUUAAAAU
Molecule: messenger RNA, 438 nt
Organism: Teleopsis dalmanni
Lineage: Eukaryota; Metazoa; Arthropoda; Insecta; Diptera; Diopsidae
Exons: 2
Coding region: 116-415 (99 amino acids)
Source: RefSeq, a predicted model, not a curated record